Molecule: messenger RNA, 432 nt
Organism: Chionomys nivalis (European snow vole)
Lineage: Eukaryota; Metazoa; Chordata; Mammalia; Rodentia; Cricetidae
Gene: Slirp
Product: SRA stem-loop interacting RNA binding protein
Exons: 4
Coding region: 28-384 (118 amino acids)
Biological process (GO): positive regulation of mRNA splicing, via spliceosome; spermatogenesis
Molecular function (GO): mRNA 3'-UTR binding; poly(U) RNA binding; poly(G) binding
Source: RefSeq, a predicted model, not a curated record
CAGGACUGGAGUCAUUCAGUUUUUAACAUGGCAGCCUCCUCCGUGAGUCGGGCAAUGGCGUUUCGUGUGCGUGCUGGUCAGCAUGUUGCUUUUGUUAGAAAAAUUCCUUGGACCGCGGCGUCGAGUGAGCUGAGAGAACACUUUGCUCAGUUUGGCCAUAUAAAAAGGUGCAGUGUACCUUUUGACAGAGAGACUGGCUUUCACAGAGGCAUGGGCUGGGUUCAGUUUUCUUCACAGGAAGAACUUCAGAAUGCACUACAAAAGGAAAAUCAUAUUAUUGAUGGAGUAAAGUGCUUUUUCUCGCCCCUGCAGAUCGAUGUUCAAGCUCAGAAACCAAAGGUUUCGCAAGGGGCUCAAACAUCUGAUGAAGAGAAAGACUUUUGAGAUGAUUAUUAUACUGACCAUUAAUAAAUAUAACUGAGACCUUUUUUC